AUGCACGGCUCUUACCUUCCGUCGCAACCAAUGCAAGCAAAACCGCCAAUUCUAUACGGCUCGUCUGCCAUAACCGCCGAUGGCCCGCAACCUCCUGCUGCUCGUGAUUCCUCACUGAAUCCAAGUUCACGUUCCCCUGAUCGCCCCAGCGAUAGUUUGAAAAUCUCCCAUCUACUCUACAACUCCGCAUCACCGGGGCCAACCGCGCCUUCGAACUCCUUCUCCAACCCAUCGCCAUAUUCGCGGCCUCCGAGCGGGCCUGGCCCACCACCUUCAUUGUUAAUUGGUGCACGUCACACACAGGAUGCAAUUCCAGAAACUACAAAUAUACCCGUUGGACACAUCGUUCCCGCCUCCCAGCAACCACACAAAAGGGCGUAUCGACAACGAAGAAAAGACCCUAGUUGCGAUGCCUGUCGCGAGCGGAAAGUCAAGGUUCAAGACCUCGAGCGACAGCUUGCUCAAGCCAAACAGCAAUUACAUCAACUUCGCAUGGGUAUGCCAAAGCUAGAGGAUCAUGAUUACGAGCCAAACGAAGGACCGCCGAAAAUCCCAGAGAUCGGCUGUCGACCGCACCGCAUUAACACGCCGAGUGCAAAGCAGAACUAUGCUAGCGUAUGCUCAAAAAUGCGACAACAUGGACAGGGCCUGAUAAAUUUCCCCCUUACCCCUUCGUAUAUCCGAUCUCAGCCCCUGUUGACGACAGAUUCACCCCCUCUACCGCCUAAAAGUGUGGCUGAUGUCCUUUUGAGGCACUAUUUCUCCUGCAUACAUUCAGUUUUCCCAAUCCUCCACUGGCCGGCUUUGUUAGAUGAUUACGACCGGAUAUACCGCGCUGGAUCACUCCGAGGUGUUCCGCGAGGAUGGGCAUCUGUCUUCUUUGCAGUUUUAGCGUGCGGCUCCUUGCACUCUCUAGACCCCGCACUGAUAGCGAAAGGCAAGGAAUACAUUCAGACAAGUUUCACUUUAACCGACCUCUGGCAAGACGCGUUUUCGGUGGAUCCGGCCCGUGCAGCCAUGCUAAUAAGCCUUUUUUCGAUCGUUGUACUCGAACUAGGCCGACCGCUUUUAAUUCAUGAUGAAGAUUGCGACGCCGAAUUGCCGUCAGCAAUUGAAGAGCAUUUAAUAUCUGAAGGAGCUCCGGCCGUAGCGGAGCCGAGAACCACACCGCUUCUAGCUACAAUUCAUGUUCUACGUUCUGUAUCUCAACUGGCAAAAGGACUUCGAUCCCAAGUGGUUUCCACCGAAACUUUGGAGCAAUUCGAGCGCCAUUUUAGGAUGUGCUUGGCCACCUUCCCUGCGGAAUAUGCUAUUAACUCGAACCAAUAUCUCGACCCGCAGUCCUUAUCACCAAUAAUAUAUCUCCAGAACACCAGACUCAUUCUCCAUCGACAUAACCUCUCUCCCGCCUGUUCACCCGAAAUGAGACGCCACGCUUUGGAACAAUGCUUAGCCGUUGCUCAUGAUACCACCCGUAUACUCGCACGCUGCAUGCGCUCUCCGAGUUCUCUAGAUUCCAGCGGUACUGGGACUGGAGAGUGGCGUUAUUUACUCGCAGCCGCUGCAAGCACGGUUUUAUGCACCCACAUUUGGCGGUGCAUUUUAUUGCUUCUCUUCAAAGCAGAGUACUCUUCUGCAUUGUUAUGUAUUCAGGCCAGUGCUGCUAUUGGUGAUGUACGGCCUGUCAACAUAGCUGCUGGGCGCUACCUCUCUUUCUUUUUAAAAUGUGUUUUAGAGAGACAGCAACAUGGAGAACUCGUGAAUUUGGAGCGGGACGAAGAGAUGAUUGCGUAUGUAUCCGGCGACCUUCAGGCUCGGAUCGAUGGGAGCUGGGUAUGGCAAAACAGUGAAAUUCAGUCACCCCUCACAGUCACACCGCCACCUAUUUCAUCGCCGUCCUCAGCCGCAUCGCCAGUCAGAGCUCGGUUCGUAGAACCCCCAAGAAGUGAGCCGUCAAGGAAAGAGGAAGGCGAUCAGGAGUGGGAAGGAUGGGAGUGGGUUGAACAAACGACCCAGCUGCUUCUAUCAAAACAACAGCAGCGAGGUGCAAUGCUUUCCCCGGCAGAAAACAACAGGCCCUUCCUCGUUGAGCCCAAACCGGACCGGCCCUUAGAAAAUUUGACCAUUUCCCGCACCAGCAACUCGAAAAUGACUAUUGCAAGUAUUAUAUGA
Molecule: messenger RNA, 2172 nt
Organism: Uncinocarpus reesii 1704
Lineage: Eukaryota; Fungi; Ascomycota; Eurotiomycetes; Onygenales; Onygenaceae
Exons: 3
Coding region: 1-2172 (723 amino acids)
Source: RefSeq, a predicted model, not a curated record